AUCCUCCUCCUCCUCCUGCUCCUCCUGGUUGGAGCGCAGUGUCCGGAGCGGGCUGGGGGGAGAGAGCCCGAGAGCAGGGUUUGGUGCCUUCUCCUCUGUCCCCAGCCGGUGCCCGGAGCCCCCCUCCCCUUCCUCCCCACCCCCUCCCCUCCCCAGCCCUGCCCUCCCCCUUGUCCCGGGAUCGCUCCGUCGCACCCACCAUGAUGGAAGACGACGGGCAGCCCCGGACUCUACACACACAAGCUAAGACAUAUGGUUCUAUCAUCAGAAAACAAUAUGGUGUUUAUAGCCUAGAUACGUAGGUAACCUCUCCAGAGAUGUGACAGAAGUCCUUAUACUUCAGUUAUUCAGUCAGAUUGGACCCUGUAAAAGCUGUAAAAUGAUAACAGAGCAACCCGAUAGCAGAAGGGUCAACUCUUCUGUUGGAUUUUCUGUUUUGCAGCAUACAAGCAAUGACCCAUAUUGCUUUGUGGAAUUUUAUGAACACAGAGAUGCAGCUGCUGCAUUAGCUGCUAUGAAUGGGAGAAAAAUUUUGGGAAAGGAGGUCAAAGUAAACUGGGCAACAACACCAAGUAGCCAGAAAAAAGAUACUUCCAAUCACUUCCACGUGUUUGUUGGGGAUUUGAGUCCAGAAAUUACAACAGAAGAUAUCAAAUCAGCAUUUGCCCCCUUUGGUAAAAUAUCGGAUGCCCGAGUAGUUAAAGACAUGGCAACUGGAAAAUCCAAAGGCUAUGGUUUUGUAUCUUUUUAUAACAAACUGGAUGCAGAAAAUGCAAUUGUGCAUAUGGGAGGUCAGUGGUUGGGUGGUCGUCAGAUCAGAACCAACUGGGCCACACGUAAACCACCUGCACCUAAAAGUACACAAGAAAAUAACACUAAGCAGUUGAGAUUUGAAGAUGUAGUAAACCAGUCAAGUCCAAAAAAUUGUACUGUGUACUGUGGGGGAAUUGCCUCUGGGUUAACAGAUCAGCUUAUGAGACAGACUUUUUCGCCAUUUGGACAAAUCAUGGAAAUAAGAGUUUUUCCAGAGAAAGGCUAUUCGUUUGUCAGAUUUUCAACCCAUGAAAGUGCGGCCCACGCCAUUGUUUCGGUGAAUGGCACUACUAUUGAAGGACAUGUUGUUAAAUGCUAUUGGGGUAAAGAAUCUCCUGAUAUGACUAAAAACUUCCAACAGGUCGACUAUAGCCAGUGGGGCCAGUGGAGCCAGGUUUAUGGAAACCCACAGCAGUACGGACAGUAUAUGGCAAAUGGGUGGCAAGUCCCGCCUUACGGAGUAUAUGGGCAACCAUGGAACCAGCAAGGAUUCGGAGUAGAUCAAUCACCUUCUGCUGCUUGGAUGGGUGGAUUUGGUGCUCAGCCUCCCCAAGGACAAGCUCCUCCCCCUGUAAUACCUCCUCCUAACCAAGCUGGAUAUGGUAUGGCAAGUUACCAAACACAGUGAGCUGGGACUCUAAACAAAAUUGUAAUUCAUGAUAGCUUCAGUUUCCUGUGACACUCUGAAGACAUGAAAGUAGACAUCGGAAAAUGAAAAUAUUUAUUUUAAAAAUUGAAAUGUUUGGAACCUUUAGCACAGCUUUGCUUUGGUGAAGGACACAUGUCUUCUAGUUCUGCCUUUUUAAGUUUUUGUUCAUGAUGGAUAUGAACAUGAUUUUUCUUUGUGUACAAAAACUAAAAUAAAGUCAAUAAAGACAA
Molecule: messenger RNA, 1692 nt
Organism: Felis catus (domestic cat)
Lineage: Eukaryota; Metazoa; Chordata; Mammalia; Carnivora; Felidae
Gene: TIAL1
Product: TIA1 cytotoxic granule associated RNA binding protein like 1
Exons: 13
Coding region: 380-1441 (353 amino acids)
Cellular component (GO): cytosol
Molecular function (GO): mRNA binding; DNA binding
Source: RefSeq, a predicted model, not a curated record